AUGAGGCAAAAUCACCUCGGCCGAACUCCUGAGAUCCCGGGGAGGAGGGAUAGGAGGAACUCCAACCUCUAUUGUGCCUACCACCGAGAUGUUGGGCACGAGACCGAAGAUUGCAACGAUCUGAAGCGAGAGAUUGAGAACCUGAUCCGCCAGGGAUAUUUGAAGCAGUUUGUCCGCAAGGAUGGAACCAUCAACCGAAGCGCCUCCCACCGGGAGAGCCGCGGUCCUCGCCGAGAGGACAGACGGGAUACGAAACUUCAUUGCCGAGAUCCUGAGGAACCUAAGGGGGAUCAGAGGUCUCCACGGGACAGAUCACCAGGCUGCGGCCCAAACAUCGCCGGGGUGAUCAAUACCAUCGCCGGUGGCCCGACGGGAGGAGAUAGUCAGAACUCCAGAAAACGGACAUACCGCCAGGCCGGCAUGGAAGCGGCCGAGCCGAGCUCCCGGUUGUCCGAAGUGAUCACCUACGGUCCCCGUGACCCUGUUCCCGCCGCCUUCAGCAAUCACAAGGCCCUCGUGAUUGAGGUACUCACCAACAAUUACAUAGUCAAAAAGGUCUAUAUGGACCCCGGAAGCUCGGUAGACGUCCUGUACUACCGAACCUUCGAGAGCUUGAAACUUACCCGGGAGCAACUCACUCCGGUCAGAACUCAACUUGUCGGUUUCGGGGGACACGUCGUCCACCCGGAGGGCAUGGUGACCCUGAUGGUAACUAUCGGGCGUCAUCCACGCUGCCGAACUGUGCCUGUCAGUUUUUGCGGUGGUUAA
Messenger RNA from Coffea arabica (coffee), 768 nucleotides. RefSeq lists its product as uncharacterized. The record is from RefSeq and is a predicted model, not a curated record. Lineage: Eukaryota; Viridiplantae; Streptophyta; Magnoliopsida; Gentianales; Rubiaceae.